Molecule: messenger RNA, 1086 nt
Organism: Funneliformis geosporum
Lineage: Eukaryota; Fungi; Glomeromycota; Glomeromycetes; Glomerales; Glomeraceae
Source: the annotation of a GenBank genome assembly
AUGAAAUUCACAACAAAAAAUACUUAUUUGCUCUCGAUAUACUUUUUAAUCCUAUUUAUAUUUACAACAUCAGCACAAAAUGCAACUUCUGAAUCUUCACCAGAAGAUCCAAAUAAUCAGAUGAAGACACCCACUACUCCGGUAGAGGUACCUGAAAAUCUGAUGCCCACACCUCCUAAGGACGAACCAACAUCUACAAUGAUAUCUCCCAAGGCUCCCGAAGAAGAUCCGGUAAAAGCUCCUGUGGAUGCUCCCGAUGAGGAUACUCCUGAGAAUACUUCUGAGGAAGAACCAAAAUCUCCUGUGGAAUCUCCCGAACCUUCGGUUGAAACACCCAUAAAUAAAUCACCUGAGGAAAAUCCAAAAUCACCCGUAGAAGAAACCAAUUCGCCGGUAAAAACUCCUGUGGAAACACCCAAUUUUCCUGAAGAAACACCCAAAGCUCCUGUAGAAACACCCAAAGUUCCUGAAGAAACACCCAAAGCUCCUGAAGAUACACCCAAAGUACCUGAAGAAACACCCAAAACUCCUGUAGAAACACCCAAAGUACCUGAAGAAACACCCAAAACUCCUGUAGAAACACCCAAAGAUCCUGAAGUACCACCCAAAGCUCCCGAAGAAUCACCCAAACCAUCCGAGAAUGAAGAUAUUCCAAAAGUACCCAACAAUGAACCUGAUGCGACAAUUACGAAGAGUCCUACUACAUCCACACCAAUCAAUCCUGUAGAGGAACCAGUUAAUCAUGGAAAAGAAGUUCCAACUAAAACCUUUGAGAGACCUGAAGAAACUGAAGUAUCUAACGAAGAUCGAGAGAGUCCCAUACCUAAAUCCAAAAUUACUCAAGGAUACGCGAAAUCUUCAACUCCAACUUCCAGUAUGCGGCCUACCUAUAAAUUAGAUCUAAAGGUUUUUGAAACUAUUGCUAAAAUUGAGCGAAUAAGUUAUGUGACAACUUGCAAUUACACUCCAUUCGAUGAUAUUAUAUUAGUCAAAUUAAUGGAUAUACAGUACAUAACUAUAUAUGAAAAAGAAACUCCCAAACGCGUUUCUAUUUCGGAUUCUACAACUUAUGAAAUAAUAAAAUAA